Molecule: messenger RNA, 640 nt
Organism: Musca domestica (house fly)
Lineage: Eukaryota; Metazoa; Arthropoda; Insecta; Diptera; Muscidae
Exons: 3
Coding region: 59-640 (193 amino acids)
Source: RefSeq, a predicted model, not a curated record
AAUUAUAGUAAGCAAUGCUAUUUGAAUCAACUUGAAUCAAAAUUGAAAAUUCUAAAUAAUGUCGGUUCAAUUCCUCUUUCUUUCUUCAUUGGGCCUUUUCUCCUGGAUAAUUCUCUGUUAUUUGAAAAAAGUUGAGGAAUACCUAAUGUAUUCACCGGAAAAUAUCGAUGAACAUAAUGCAUUUCAGACAUUAAAAAUGGAACAGAAUGACUUCUCUUACCUACCAACAAUUCCUCAAUAUCAUGUAAAGGAGUUUUAUGUGAAUUUCAUUUGUCUGCUCGCUUGUAUUUGUGUCCUAGCAAAGGUCGCGGUUGUAACGGAGGGUUAUCUGGCAAGAGAAUUGUACAAACAAAUUAAAACACUAACAAACUUUGAGCAGAAUUUACAAAAACCUCAUGCCGACUGUAUUCUCAAGAGGUCAAAGGAUGCACUUGUACAACAUGUCCAUAAGCUAGAAAGGCAAAAUUUUGAACUGAAAUUGGAACUUCGGAAUAAAUUGGACGACAGCAACGAUAUUUGGAUGAAAUAUUUGCUAAUGCAAAGGGAUCCUUAUAACAAUUGUAACACCACUUGCACAAAAUGCGAUGCCUUUGUCCCAGUGGUUAUGUCCUCACAAGAAUUGAAGAGAUUAUCGCACUAA